Molecule: messenger RNA, 2583 nt
Organism: Xyrichtys novacula (pearly razorfish)
Lineage: Eukaryota; Metazoa; Chordata; Actinopteri; Labriformes; Labridae
Source: the annotation of a GenBank genome assembly
AUGAAUAAACUAAAUAAAACUCUGGAGUUUGACUCUUAUGAGAUCGAGGAGCCGAGCGACGAGGAAAGAGCGGAGAGCAGGUCAGAAAAAAAACACGAAUUAUUAACUUUAAGGCAAUAAACCUGGAGAUCGAAAAAUACGGAAUUACUCCGGAUUUUUCUCUUUUUAAGGGGUUUAUUGUUCGUAAAUGGGUCAUAUCAUGAAGGCAGAUCUGUUUGUGUUGAAUUUACGGUGUUUUUUUAAUGAGAUCACCGAGGUAGAGCUAAAACAGUGUCUGAAAACGUUCGUAUUUUGUCAUAUUAAGUCAUUUUAGUUAAUAAAAUAAAGGCACUUCUGUCAGUCUAACUGGAUUUUAUGAGUUCAAGUGAAUCAUGUGUUUCAGAUGCUGAAUUUAUAUUAAAAAAGGAUGGUUAAAUAUUUUAGGAUUUGAACUUUUUACUGGACUCAAUACUUAAAAACUGACCCAAAACCUGGACUGGUCUUCUUUUUCUGUGUCUCAGCUCGGAGGACGAACUGGACGUCCUGCUGAACGGAACCCCGGAGCAGAAGAAGAAACUGAUCCGAGAGUAUCUGACGGGGGAGAGCGAGUCCUCCAGCGGGGAUGAGUUCGAGAAGGAGAUGGAGGCGGAGCUCAGCUCCACAAUCAAGACCAUGGAGGGGACCUGGGGACCAUCAUCGACAGGUAACACACACCUGAGUCUAAUGAGGCGUAAAAUUUAAUUUAGGGUCAAACACACCGUAACACCGAGUUAGACCCCCCCUCCAGAGAUGAGUGUUGCCGACCGCUUGCUUCUCUAGUUAUACCAACUUUAGUAACAACCACAGGAUAGAAAUACAGAGAGCCACGCACUCAACCAAAACGCCACUCUAUAGCCACAGAUAAUGCUCAGAACAGCACCUAACUUCAUCAACAGGACAUAUAGGGUCACAGACAUAGUACUAUAGUCAGAGUUGUUCUAACUCCUAAGAAAACAUAAACUUAAGCGGGGGCGUUUCUCCACUUCUGUAGUCUAUAAGCUGGGCCAAUAAACUUCUACUGUAGUAAAAUGAAAAGGUAAAGGUGUUUUUAUUGAGCCGAAUUAUCAAUAAAAUCAUGAUUUUGUUAACAGGUCUGGAUUUAUGUGCUGUAGAGUUAAUAUAUUUGAACAAGAGCACAGUAAAGUUAAAUCAGCUAAUUUUCCAAUGAGGUUCUGUUACUGAACGGAGCUACACCAUGAUCUACUGAGGUUAGUACAUAUAGGGUCACAGCCAUAGUACUAGACACCAAACAUCUUUUUAACUUUGACUCAUUUCUUUAACAAAGAGACUAAACACAACUCACCUACUCUCUUCCAGCAGCCGCUUGUUUGUAGUGAGACCUCAGGCCAGUCCAUUAUGGACUACAGCGGGGUGCCGCAGUUCAAAGAAGAACAUUUAUGAUCAUUUCUUUAUCAUUUCCUUGAAGUAAUAAUCACCAUAUUAAUCAUUUUACAGACGCAGUAGUUCUUCUGCCUCAGCGUCUCGGUCUGAUCGUAUUUCCAUGAAGAAAUGAUCGUAAAUGCUCUUCCUUGAAUAUCCCUUUAAAGUAACCACAGAGGAAAUGUUCUGUUUAGCAGGAGGCAACUGGACUUGGUUCUUUAGAACGAUGAAUGAGAACCUACACAGACGUCCUGUUUGUGUUCUUGUUGUAGCAGGAAACUCAGGAGACCACGGAGGAGGAGGAGGAGGAGGAGGAGGAGGAGGUCCUCGACUCCCCGACCGUCAAAUGUACGACGAGAUUUACUUCGACUCGGACUCAGAAGAAGAAGAAAACACUCCAAGUAAGCACCGUCAGGCUGCAGGUGAAGUCCUAUAAGGCGACCUGCUCGGUUUGGUGACCUCUCUGUUCUCUCCUCAGGCAGCUCCACGGGUCGGCGGCGGAAACAGCGGACCGUUCUGACCAAUGAUGAGCUGCUGUACGACCCAGAUGAGGACGACCGGGACCAGGCGUGGGUGGACGCGAGGAGAAGAGGGUGAGACACGAAAAUGAUGAGAUGAACUCAGAGUCCAAAGAGGCAGACGGAGAGGUUUAACUUUUGUUUCGUCUUCUGCAGGUACAACAGGAAGCGAACACCUGCCGGGUCUCGGUUGCAGCCUCAGGGUUUACCGUCCAGCGACGCCGUCCUCAACUGUCCCGCCUGCAUGACGACGCUGUGCCUGGACUGUCAGAGGUGAGGCGGCGCAGGUUCAGACACUGAGACUCUUGUCUUCCGUGAACAGUUGAUGUAAAUACUGAGGUGUCGGUUUUGUCCCUUCAGGCACGAGAGUUACCGAACUCAGUACCGCGCCAUGUUUGUCAUGAACUGCACCGUGAAGAAAGACGAAGUGUUACGCUACAAAACCCAGCCGGACAGGAAGCAGAGGAACAGGAAGAGGAGGCGGGGUCAGAAAACAGAAACGCCACGAGACGAGGGAGCAGACGAAACGCCGACGCCGGCUCCGGCGGGGAUGGACUCUGAUGAGGUUUAUCACCCGGUUCAGUGCUCCGAGUGCUCGACUGAGGUGGCCGUGUUCGAUAAAGACGAGGUAUUUCACUUCUUCAACAUCCUGGCGAGUCACUGCUGA